Molecule: messenger RNA, 745 nt
Organism: Hordeum vulgare subsp. vulgare (domesticated barley)
Lineage: Eukaryota; Viridiplantae; Streptophyta; Magnoliopsida; Poales; Poaceae
Exons: 4
Coding region: 31-573 (180 amino acids)
Source: RefSeq, a predicted model, not a curated record
CACAGCGCAGCGACUCCUCCAGAUAGGAUAAUGGUGGGCCGGAAGCCUAUGCGCCGGCGCCGCGCCGACCACCCGCCUCCGCCGCAGUCCUUCGGUGCGACGGCACGGCCGACCUCCCCCCGCUCCUCCACCUCCGCCUCCGCGGUCGCCGACCUGGACGAGCUGCUCCACACGCCGUCCGCGUCGGAGCCCCGGAGCUUCCCGCACGCGGUGAAGCAGCAGUGCUGGGAGAAGGCCGAGAAGGUGCCUGGGCGCGACCCGGAGAGGUGGCGCCGCGACGCGCUCGGCAACAUCGUCUUCCGCAAGCUCGUCGGCUGCCCCGGCUGCCUCUGCCACGACUACGACCACAUCUUGCCCUACUCCAAGGGAGGGAAGAGCACAUUGGAGAACUGCCAGGUUUUACAGGCUACUGUGAACCGAUCUAAAGGGAACAAUACUGAGAUAUCCAAAUCUGAACUGGCGCAGAGAAGUGCAUAUUGCCGGGUUUCAGGACGUGAUAUGGAUCUUUUCGAAGUCUCUGCCUUUGGGAAUGUUCGACGAGGGCCAGAUUCAGGGGGCUGCAAAAUCCAGUGAAGAAAUGAACAUAUCUGAUGUGUGAUGUUAACCAACUUUCACCAGUUGCCUCGAAUCAGUGAAGACAAAGCUUGGUUGAGAUUGUGUCAAAUAUGUUUAGUUAUUUGUCUGUAAUUUGACACUUUGAGUGAAUUAUCCAAGAAAAAAGAAUCUGCUAUUUUGCAGCCUGAUA